Messenger RNA from Paramecium sonneborni, 534 nucleotides. The record is from the annotation of a GenBank genome assembly. Lineage: Eukaryota; Ciliophora; Oligohymenophorea; Peniculida; Parameciidae.
AUGCAAUAUUAAUUCAAUUAGUAAAGCUACUUAUUGCUACAUUAUAAAUUGAACCACUCUCUUGAAAAAAAUGUUCAUUAUUUUUCUUAAUUAAGUAAUAAGCUUACAACUUAAAUCUUAAUCAAAUUAAUGGCUACUAUAUCACAAGAAUAAUCUACUACAUUUAAUGUAGUAUUUAAUUAAAGAGAAACAGGGAGAAAGAUGUUAAAUGUAAUAAUUUUUAUGAGAUUUUUCAAUUCAAUAUUAAAUUCAAGUAUGUAUAUAUCAUAUUAAAAGGGGAAGUAGCUGUGCUUAUAAAGACAGAAGAUUAAAAUGAAAUAGUUCUAAAAGAGAAUAACAAAAGAAGAAGUAAUUAUUUCUAAUAAUUUAGGGGCUACAAAGACAUUUGAAGAAUUGAUAGCCUAUAAAAAAUAAUAUGACUAUUUUGGGGAAAUAGCUAUUGAGUAAAGAAUUCCUGGCACAGUUACAGUAAUUGCUAAAGAGCCUUGUACUUUUGCAAUAAUAACUUUUGAUGCAUAAUUAAUAAUUUAUUGA